This is a messenger RNA of Polyodon spathula (Mississippi paddlefish), 3117 nucleotides long. Its product is annotated as tumor suppressor candidate 2-like. The record is from RefSeq and is a predicted model, not a curated record. Gene Ontology annotation, cellular component: mitochondrion. Lineage: Eukaryota; Metazoa; Chordata; Actinopteri; Acipenseriformes; Polyodontidae. Gene Ontology annotation, biological process: inflammatory response; regulation of mitochondrial membrane potential. The transcript is spliced from 3 exons. Bases 990 to 1325 code for a protein of 111 amino acids.
UUAUUUCAGUCAAGUCUCGACGCGCUUGGUGUUUAUCUAGAAAAGGAUAGAUUCUCUUAAGGAGCGUCUCUUUUAUUUUUAAGAGGGGUGUAGAAAAUAGAAAACCGAGCCGUCCGAUCCGAGACCCGACUCUGGAACUUGUCUGCACAUAAUUACCAAACAGUAGACUGAGGUGUAUGAUAAUUAUUGACCUGCUUUGAGACAGGCCUCGCAAAAAGAAACGCUAGAUUAGCAUUCAUACCUGAUGAUAAUAGUUUAGCUGCGAGAGUGGUAACAGUUACUAUAUCUGACCCGUAGAAAGGUCCAGUCGGGGUCGGUUAGAGCAUUUAGCGAAGCAGUACAGGAUGUCACAUGCGUUUGUGUAACCGGCUAAAUCACUGACAGGACGCUCGCUCGAGUCUACGGAGCAGAGGAACAGAAAUAAAUAAAUACGAAUAGAUAGUUGAGAGCUGUCGGGUAGUGAACUACGAGCGAGGAGACGCCGAGAAGACAGAUUAAACACGCAAAUAACUCCGGCUACAGCGUGUAGACGAAAAACUGGUUUGACGGGCCAGUGAUUUUUUUCUAAGUCUACAGCAGGCCCGACACUGCUAUCUUGUUUACCGUUUGUCAAUCUCUUUAAGUUGUAUGGCAUACAGCUAGUGGUUUAAGUGUAAAAUCCCAUAAUAGUAAUACCCGGGUUAGUUUCCGAUAGAUGGGAGUCUUGUUAGCUGUAAAGCGCUAUUGUGUGGGUAGUAUUUAUUAGAAAGCGUUUGUGUCGAGUGUGGGCUUGUCAUACUGCGUCUGAGACCAAGGCUGGUGUUAGUUUGUUUUGUGCAUUUAUAAAAAUAAAACAUUGCUGUUCGGUUUCAGUCGCUCCAUCAGUUUAUUGUUUUUACUCGGAACAGACAAAUCAGUUUAUUUUGUUGUGACCAGCAUCUGUUUUGGGAUUCAGUCGCACCUUCUCUGCUGGCUCUGUCCGGCCAGAAAAUAAUGUCCCGGCGCUGAAGAUGGGUGGCAGCGGCUCCAAAUCGCGUGGGUUCUGGCCUUUUGCUGGCUCCGGUAUCGGAUCUGAUCCAGCCAACGGUGGCAAUGAGCAGACACUGUCCAGGCUUAGGGGCAGCAGGUCGUGCACUCCCUUCGUGUUUACUAGAAGGAGCUCCCUGUAUUACGAUGAGGAUGGAGACCUGGCCCACGAGUUCUACGAGGAGACCUUCGUGAUGAAGAAUGGCAGGAAGAGGGCGAAACUGAAGAAGAUUCAGAAGAAUCUAAUACCUCAGGGAAUGGUGAAGCUGGAUCACCCCCGUAUCCAUGUGGAUUUCCCGGUCGUGCUCUGUGAGGUGUGACGGCGAGAUGUUUGAAGGAAAGACCACGGCUGAUGCUGUUACGACUCUGCCCCCUCUCCCCCCUGCUCCCCCAUGCAGUCCCUCCUGAACUUCCAUUCUCACCACGGUGCCUCAGGAGUGCGCGUGUCCUGGGGGCCGGCUGGUGGGCUGGGAGCUCUUUGGCGGCAGCUGCUGUGUCGUGCCUCAUGGAAACUAUAAACACCCGUCUGCUUGCUGUAAAAGAAAAAGGGGGUGGUGUAAUUUUAACACCAUGAUCGGCGAGUUCAGUCAGGGAGGAGGUUCAUAUAAAGUGUUGUUGGUUCAGAUUCAUCCCCCAUCUAACCCACCCUCUUUAAAACAUACUGGCCUUACUUUCUUUUUUAUGUCGUGGGUUUCUGAUUGAACUUGUACUCUUUGAAUCCUACAAAUGUCAAUGUGAAAGUCAUGUACAGUCAAACCUGACUCUGCACCCCUCCUGGGGCUGUGUGAGUGGUCCUUAUAUACAAGUGGUCUUUAAUACGGGUUUGACUGUAUUUAUUCUGCCCACAGAUUAUCAAAAGGAAGAUAAAUUAGGAAAAAUAAACUUAUUUGCUUGUUGUGUUGUUUUUUGUUUGAAAAAUUGAAAAAUACUUUUUUGGCAGCCCCCUUUCUACAGAUACUGAAUGAAGGGAAGUAAAAGAUAACAGGUCCCCCUUAGCCGAAUAGCUCGUCAUAACAACUGCAAGAGCCCUAAAAUAAUUAGUAGUGUGUGUGUGUGUUGGGGGGGAUUGUACAUCGCCCUAGUCUUAUACAUUUAGACAGCAAUACCUCAAUUAGUGGUCAUGAAUGGGUGUUCGUAGCAGUUAGCAAUAUUUGAAUCAUUACAACAAAAAUAAUGUAAUAUUUUAUGCUACUCGGUUACAAUAUUGAAUUCUACAAUAAAUUGCAUGUUUCUGAUGAGAUGUGGUUAAAUUGAGCUUUAAAUCUUAAGAUGAUUUUACAUAGGCUGCUUGAUACCUAUGUGUAUAUGUGUCACACCUCUAUUACAGCUGGCAAUAGGUUCCUUUAUCAGUAAUCAUUUUCAUUGUAUUGGUCUGGGAGAAAUACAUAUGUAAUCAUUCCCUGUAUGUGUGAGCCUGCCUGGGAAGUGGUGCUGUGACAAUGUUGCAACGUAAGGUGGCAGCAUAGCCUAAGGAAUGGGCUCCAGUGUGCUUUUAGUUUUGGACUGCACAGUCAAUAUCGGUGAAGUUAAUCAUUCUCAAAAUAGCAAUGAGAAAAAUGGCUGGGCAACAUUUAGCAAGCUUGUGUGUUUUUUUUGUAUUAACAUAAGUAAUUCCUCAAUUUAAUUAAAACAAAAACUAAAGUUAAUUCAAGAAAAUAUAUUGUAAUAUGUAUUCAGACCAGUGUGCAUGGCUCCCAUUUUCAUUCCUGCUUUGUGUGUUUUUUAAAAAGGUUGCUUAAGGUUGCUUAAAAAAAAAAAACAAAUCCACAGCUCCCUGCUGUUCUAGUGCAGAUGUCAUAAAAAUGAAGAGAUUUAUUUAUUCUUAGACAGCAAUGUCUGACUGUGGUGACCUGAUCUGUUGCGUCUGCAUCGUGUUCCGUUAACAUUGGUCUUUUUAGGCAAAUAGAUUAUUUUUUUGCUGGAAUUUCUAAAUACAUUUAGUGACAGUGGGAGUAAUCCCUGAUGCUGCUGUAGAAAUCAUAUAAAUGGACCCCAUUGCCUUUUUCAACAAGGAUUGAGUCUAGUUAAAUACGUUAUUGCUGGGUCGGUGUUAUGAUGCUGUGCCUCAGAAACAAAUAUACCUAAUCUAAUUACCAUGAACUUUGCGUUAUC